AUGGGAGGCAGUACUGUAACUUCAACGACAGAAGAACACCAGCUGACAGAGAAUAACGGAGAGCUGCUGGAUCCGCUUCCGAAAGCUAACACAGACAAAGCGUUUGACAAAGAUGUAAAGCAGCUUACGUGUACUUACGAUAAGCACGAACAACAAACUAAUCCUCCGGUUGGCCAGCACUCAGAUAAGCCCGAUGACAAUGGCAAGCAGAGCUCCCAUGAGAACAGCAGCCCUGCUGAGUCAAAUACAGGCUCUACCACUCCAGUUGAUCCUCAGGAAGGAGAUGAGGACAACAGAAACGAAAACCCGAAUGACCUUCAGUUCAAGAAGAAGGACCUCAAAAAGCCUAGGACGCAGUCAUUCCAGCUGGUGCUUUCGACAGCAUCUCUCAAGUCCUUAAGACAAGCCGAUCCCGGCAAUGCGCCCACUUUGCAAAGAAAUUCUAGCAAUGUUGGCGCCCAGACUCAGACAGGCACUGGCAACCAUAAAAACUUCCAGUCGUUCAUUCAGGCACCCGUCCUUCUGUCCGUCAGCAACCUCCGCGCUCUAGAUAACAUCGUCAUAGGGCAGCAGCUUCCCUUUGAUCAGAAAGAUGCUCCCUUGGAGGAUGAACUGCAUCGCCUGAGGCAUAACAGCACGGCAACGCAAAGCACCAUGCAGCCAGCCAUCAAAGAUGACCGGGACGACGACGACGAAUACAGAGAAGAGACGAUAUUGCAGCAGCAGAAGCUCACACUUAACGCAUUGAAGAAGUUGUCGUUGUCUUUGGCGCCUAUAAUAAGGUCUGAUGAAGAGACGGGUCCUGAGUCGAGACAGCUAACAACUAAACUGCUUAAUGGGCUGCUUCAGCCAGAGUAUAAGCUCGAACAACGAAAAGAAAAAACGAAAAGGAAAGCUCCUAAGAAUGAUAACAGGGCCAAGCCUUACCAGCCAGCUGAGGUUGACUUGAGUCUGUUUGCAAGUCUCACAAGACAAAACAAGCACAUACCUGAUAAGCUUCGAACUCAGAACAAGCAAACCAAUAAGCAGACUCAACAGCCUACACAAAGCAGUUCAGAGCUUGAUUAUCAUAGAGACAUGCAGCGACAGAUGCUCAACAUGCAAAAUCAAGCUGUCGGGAACGAGUCAGCACAGAAAUUAUUGGGACAGGCUCCCUCAUCCAAACCCGAAUCAAAUCAAGCCCCUGGAAACAAAGAUUCUACCAACAAAUGUAAUCACCCCAACAUGAGCCUCCAUAGUCAGAGGCUUCAACAAUCAAAGUCUCAGAUACUGAUCAACAUCCCGCAAGAACAACAACUAGCGCAUAGUCAGUCGCACGGACUGCUUCAGAGGCAAAAGGUUGAAAGCGAGUCCCAGCCAGUGGUUCCCCCUAUGGAUAUGAACGUGCGUAACCGCAAGGCAAGUCAGGCUGAAGAGACUCCUCUGAAACAUGCUAGCUUGACCGACAAGAGAAUACAGCAAAUUAAAGGGUUCAGAAACCCCAUGUAUAUCCCUGCUGUUCUUCGAAGGACACUUGACGAGGACGCAGACCUCGGGCCUCUAUCCAACGGACUGCUUGGAGAGCAUGAAGAAUCUUACUUUGAGGGACUUUCAAGAGUGGGACUGCCCAAUAGAGAUUAUGGCUCGAGCUCUAAUUCCAUAAGAUCAAUUGACCUGCUGGAUGGGGUAAUGAGCUCGCCAGGUCUAACACACACGGGUCCCUACACCCUCAAUAAGAAGCAGUACGAGUACAUUUUGAAAGCGGCCCCCACAAGAAAACAUUGGCUUAAAGACGAGGCUGUAACCCAAUGUGGAAUAGCCAGUUGCCGCAAGAAGUUCAAUUUCUUCGAGCGCAGACACCACUGUCGCCGUUGCGGAGGAAUCUUUUGCAAAGAACACACACUGCAUUACUUGUACAUCAAUCACUUGGCCCAAUUCACUACAGGUGGCCGCGGAACGCUUUCUAGAGUUUGUGACAAUUGCAUUGAGGAAUAUAAUGAGUUCAUGAAGCAGGAGUUUGGUGUAUCCUGCCACAAACCUAGAAGCACGUCAGAUAUCAACACUUCAAAAGCUACCGAGGAAUCUGAGAAUACACUCCCAUCAGGCAUUCUGGAGAGAAUCAUGAGCCCCCGAAAAGAUCAUCUCAAGUAUAAGAACCCUCAAGUGCGGCCCAGAAACCAGCUUCCCACACCGAGCCACCUUGCUAAAGCCAAUCCUCGUGAGGAACAAUCUACCGAGCAGCUUGUGGGCAGUGUUCCCGCAAACUGGAGCUGGUCAUCCUUUUAA
Candidozyma auris is the source of this 2265-nucleotide messenger RNA. RefSeq lists its product as uncharacterized. Gene Ontology annotation, molecular function: ubiquitin binding; phosphatidylinositol-3-phosphate binding; metal ion binding. The transcript has a single exon. Lineage: Eukaryota; Fungi; Ascomycota; Pichiomycetes; Serinales; Metschnikowiaceae. The record is from RefSeq and is a predicted model, not a curated record. Gene Ontology annotation, cellular component: ESCRT-0 complex. Gene Ontology annotation, biological process: protein targeting to vacuole; protein transport to vacuole involved in ubiquitin-dependent protein catabolic process via the multivesicular body sorting pathway. Bases 1 to 2265 code for a protein of 754 amino acids.